AAAACCUUCCCAAAUCGCAUGCUCUCAGGUGGGGCAGUGGCUUAUGACAAUAUGAGCCCCUCCGUCUUCCUCCUGUGGCUUGUCAUUAUUUCUGUCCUCGCCCACUCUGCCCUAGCUUCAAUCCCUCUAGCUUAUUUCUUAGACUGUGGGGGCACCAAAGAGGUAACGGUAGACAAUCUCACAUACAUUCCUGAUGAAAGUUACAUCAAGGUGGGCAAAACCACCACCAUCAACAAGCCAGACUUGUUGCCAAUACUCUCAACAUUGCGAUACUUUCCCGACACGUCGGCUAAAAAAUAUUGUUAUUCAUUGCCCGUCAUUAAAGGCAGCAAAUACCUUGUGAAGACAAUGUACUACUAUGGAGGUUUUGAUGGAAGGAAUAAGCAGCCUCCGGUGUUUGAUCAAAUCAUUGAAGGGACAAGAUGGAGUGUUGUGAACACCACAGAGGAUUAUGCCAAAGGUCUUAGUUCUUACUUUGAUAUUGUGGUGGUGCCAUCGGGGAAGACUUUGAGUGUGUGCUUGGCAAGGAAUGCACACACGGGUGGCGCAAGCCCCUUCAUUUCGGCCUUGGAGGUGAAGAGGUUGGAUGCUUCUUUUUAUAAUCCUACCGACUUUAACAAAUAUGCCCUUCUAACCGUUGCCAGGCAUGCCUUUGGAGCUGAAGAUAUCAUUAGUUUUCCAGAUGACAAAUUAAACCGGAUGUGGCAACCAUACAAGGACCAGAAUCUUGUUGUGGAAAGCCAUUCAAAUGUGACUUCUUCAGACUUUUGGAAUCAACCUCCAGUGAAAGCAUUCAGUUCUGCAAUGACAACUAGUCGGGGGAAGACACUUGAGAUUCAGUGGCCUCCUAUGUCCCUUCCCAGCACCUAUUACUACAUUUCCCUCUAUUUUCAGGACAACAGAAAUCCAAGCCCUUACAGCUGGAGAAUUUUUGAUGUUUCUAUUAAUGGCCACACCUUCUUUUCCAGCCUCAAUGCCACAACUAAGGGUGUCACUGUUUAUGCUGCAAAAUGGCCACUCUCAGGGCAGACCAAAAUUACAUUGACCCCUGGUAGUGGAAUACCUGUUGGACCUGUGAUCAAUGCCGGGGAAAUUUAUCAAGUUCUACCUCUUGGUGGUCGAACUCAUACUAGAGAUGUAAUUGCAAUGGAAGAUUUGGCAAGAAGCAUUCAGAAUCCUCCUGCUGAUUGGCAUGGUGAUCCUUGCCUACCUAAGGGAAAUUCUUGGACUGGAGUUACAUGCUCUAAUGGUUUCCAUGCACGAGUCACGACACUGAAUUUGACAAAUGCUGGAGUGUCAGGGUCACUUCCUCCAACUCUUGGCCGUCUAAGUGCACUAGAGCAUUUGUGGCUUGGGGAAAACAAACUCUCAGGCACUAUCCCAGAUUUGAGUGGACUGAAGGAGUUAGAAACAUUGCAUUUGGAGAAGAACAACUUUGAAGGACCACUUCCUCCAUCAACAAAGAAACUCCCAAAACUGCGUAUAAUUGAGUCAGAUUUUGAGAAUAAGUCACCAAACACUAAUUUAAAGCAAAGCGAAGUGAAAGUAGAACAAAUGGCUCUAGAGAUUCAUCCGUGAGAAUGAGCACAAGCCAUUGCAAAUUCGACAGGUUUUGUACGUGACUGAAGAGGCUUUAAUACAAUCAUAGUGUCUAAUGGGACGAGAAGUAAUUAAUUGGCACCAUAUACCAAUCCCAUUAUUUCUGUAUCACGUGGGAAUUAUGAUUGCAAGCUAUUGCUGCAAAAAUUAGACGCAUAUGUGUAAUUAUAUGGUGAUAUAUAUUGAGUAAAUAUUUGAUAGAAUAUGAUUGAAAGAA
Messenger RNA from Glycine soja, 1816 nucleotides. RefSeq names its product probable LRR receptor-like serine/threonine-protein kinase At1g51810. The transcript has 9 exons. The coding region runs from base 19 to 1578 and encodes 519 amino acids. The record is from RefSeq and is a predicted model, not a curated record. Gene Ontology annotation, molecular function: protein binding. NCBI's taxonomy places the organism in Eukaryota, Viridiplantae, Streptophyta, Magnoliopsida, Fabales, Fabaceae.